Molecule: messenger RNA, 1596 nt
Organism: Puma concolor (puma)
Lineage: Eukaryota; Metazoa; Chordata; Mammalia; Carnivora; Felidae
Source: RefSeq, a predicted model, not a curated record
AUGGACCCUGUACCGGCAGCAGUUGACGCCUGCUCCCCUGCAAACCCCUCCGCGCCCCCAGGCCCUUUGACUCACCUGAGCCCUCCGCACAGCUCGGAGGCGCGGCCGCCGAGCGGAGCCGAUGGGGCGAGCCUCCCGGGCAGCUGGACCAGUUGCCAGCCUGCCCCCGGUUACCCCCCAGAGCAUGUCACGGUUCCUGAGGGAAGUGUAUGCCAAAGCCUCAGCAACAGUGAGCAGACUGCGUGGAUCCUGCAUGCUGCUAUGGCUAAAAAAUCAUAUGGAAAUGAGAGAAGCUUUAGGUUCUUCUGCCCCCCGCCCUGUGUCUACCUCGCAGGUCCCGGCUGGAGGGUGAAGCCAGUGCAAGGCCAAGCCCACCAGCCAGGGGAAACCGGACCCACGGUCUGCGGUUACAUGGGACUGGAUGGCGCGUCCGGCAGCGCCGCCGAGACGCAGAAGUUGAAUUUCGAAGAGCAGCCAGACUCCAGGGAAUUCGGUUGCGCCAAGACCCUGUACAUCUCGGACGCAGACAAGAGGAAGCACUUCCGGCUGGUGCUGCGGCUGGUGCACCGGGGGGGCCGGGAGCUAGGCACCUUCCACAGCCGCCUCAUCAAGGUCAUCUCGAAGCCCUCGCAGAAGAAGCAGUCGCUGAAGAACACUGACCUGUGCAUAUCCUCGGGCUCAAAGGUCUCCCUCUUCAACCGCCUGCGCUCCCAGACGGUCUCCACGCGCUACCUGUCCGUGGAGGACGGCGCCUUCGUGGCCAGCGCGCGCCAGUGGGCUGCCUUCACGCUCCACCUGGCUGAUGAACACUGUUCCCAGGGGGACUUCCCGCCUCGAGAGGGCUACGUCCGCUAUGGCUCCCUAGUGCAACUUGUCUGCACUGUCACGGGCAUCACACUACCUCCAAUGAUCAUCCGCAAAGUGGCCAAACAGUACGCACUCCUCGACGUGGACGAGCCCAUCUCCCAGCUGCACAAGUGUGCGUUCCAGUUCCCCGGUGAGCCUGCCGGAGAGGGUGGCACUUACUUAUGCCUCGCCGCAGACAAGGUGGUGCAAUUCCAGGCCUCCCCCUGCCCCAAAGAGGCGAACAGGGCGCUGCUCAAUGACAGCUCUUGUUGGACCAUCAUCGGUACCGAGUCGGUGGAGUUCUCCUUCAGCACCAGCCUGGCGUGGACCCGGGAACCCGUCACCCCAGUGCCCCUCAUCAGCACCCUGGAGCUGAGUGGUGGGGGAGACGUGGCCACGCUCGAGCUCCACGGCGAGAACUUCCACGCGGGGCUCAAGGUGUGGUUCGGGGACGUGGAGGCCGAAACCAUGUACAGGAGCCCGCGGUCUCUGGUGUGCGUGGUGCCCGACAUCGCCACCUUCGGCAGCGACUGGCGCUGGCUGCGCACACCCAUCACAGUGCCCGUGAGCCUGGUGCGCGCCGACGGCCUCUUCUACCCCAGCGCCUUCUCCUUCACCUACACCCCCGAGUACAGCGCGCGGCCCGGCCCCCCGGGCGCCCCCGAACCCGCAGCCGACGCCGACGCGCUGCUCGAGAGCAUCCACCACGAGUUCACGCGCAGCAACUUCCACCUCUUCAUCCAGACUUAG